AGAGAGAGAAAGUAACUCCAGGACGAGACCGGAGCGACCCGCGCACAUCGAGCAUUAGGCGACGAGGCUGCGCCGGGCGCCCGACAACCGGAGGCUGCGGGGGGCGGAGGCUGCGCCCGAGCCGGAUCCAAGAAGUGGUCUCGGGAGAAGGGUCGUGAUCCACCACAGAUGCGUUUGUCGGAGGGAGCCGUGGAGAUUCGGGUCAAGGCAUAACGCCUGGGGCUUCCAAUGAUACUCUGGGCAGAGAUGGAAGCCUAGAUGCCUCACCGCAAGGAGCGGCCGAGUGGGUCCUCGCUUCACGCACACGGCAGCACCGGCACUGCGGAAGGAGGAAAUAUGUCCCGGCUGUCUCUCACCCGGUCGCCUGUGUCUCCCCUGGCUGCCCAGGGGAUUCCUCUGCCAGCUCAGCUCACCAAGUCCAAUGCACCUGUGCACAUUGACGUUGGCGGCCACAUGUAUACCAGCAGCCUGGCCACGCUCACCAAGUACCCCGACUCCAGGAUAAGUCGCCUCUUCAACGGCACAGAGCCCAUAGUCUUAGACAGUCUGAAGCAACAUUAUUUCAUUGACCGAGAUGGAGAGAUAUUCCGUUACAUCCUGAGCUUCCUAAGGACGUCAAAACUGCUGCUCCCAGAUGAUUUUAAGGACUUCAACCUGCUGUACGAAGAGGCUCGGUACUACCAGCUGCAGCCCAUGGUGCGGGAACUGGAGCGCUGGCAGCAGGAGCAGGAGCAGCGGCGCCGCAGCAGGGCCUGUGACUGCCUGGUGGUGCGUGUCACCCCCGACCUGGGUGAACGCAUUGCCCUAAGUGGCGAGAAAGCCCUCAUCGAAGAGGUCUUCCCUGAGACUGGGGACGUCAUGUGCAACUCGGUCAAUGCUGGCUGGAACCAGGACCCCACACAUGUUAUCCGUUUCCCGCUCAAUGGCUACUGUCGACUCAACUCUGUGCAGGUCCUGGAGAGGCUGUUUCAGAGAGGUUUCAGUGUGGCUGCAUCCUGUGGGGGUGGUGUAGACUCCUCCCAGUUCAGCGAGUAUGUACUCUGUCGAGAGGAACGGCGACCGCAGCCCACCCCAACUGCGGUCCGGAUAAAGCAGGAGCCCCUGGACUAAGCCCUGCCUCAGUUCCCCAACCUGAGGCCCUUCAGCCCUGAAACAGUGCUGAGGAGUUCCUGCCUGUUCGUGCUAUGGGCAUGAGACUGAGAAUGAGACUGGAGCGUCUGAGCUCAGCCCAGGGAGCUCCAGGUGUCAUGGCAGCAGAGCAUAGGAUGCCAGAGAUAUGCCCACUGUGGAUGUGACCCAGAGAUGCUAUGGCUGCAACUCUGGUCCUGAGCCUGGCACAGCAUCCUCUGCUGGGUCAGUCACUCCAGAGCAGCUGUCUGUCCCUCUCCACACCUGGCAGACUCUGGCAGGUCUCCAUGCGCCCAAGAUGGCUUAUUUUUUUACAGUAUUUAAAACAGAAGUACCUAUCAUUGCACAAGUCGGCAAGGCCGGUGAGGAACGUCGCUGCUUUACCUGGUGCUCAGUUCUCAUUUGGAUGUGCAGCGAGCCUCAUGGUGGAUGGGCUACUGGCAUUUGGGCCCACGGGGGCUUGAUAGGUUGGGGCUCGGGAUAGAUGUGGGGAUGGCAGUGCAGGGGCAGGGCAGGCUGGGAGGAGGGCAGUCAGGGCUGAGUCGCUCUGUGACCUUUACCUGAGACAUCUACCUUUGCUGCUGCCCAGGGCUCAGGCUGCACUUGGUAUACACCUGACCUGCUAAUGCCCAGGGUUUUCAGUCCCAGCUGACUGUGUGUGCUCAUAUUUGGGUUCUUGGAGAAGUCUCCGCCCAUCCAACCAGCACAGGGCCACAGCUUAUCUCAGGAAUGGGCCCUGCUACCCUGGGACCUAUCUAUCAGCAUCAUCCUCUGGGUCCCCAGCUCAGGGAGCCACCCCCAGCUCCAAUUUUCCCACACUUAUGUGCACAUCAAGUUUUAAUAAAACUUAGUAAACUAGCCUGUCAGCAAGGCCCAGACCCAAGCUUACCUAGUGCUCUUGACCCCAGAUUCCAACAAGGACUGGUCCUGAGACCUGCUGCCUCCCAGACUACAGGCCCAAAGAUGGACACCCUGGCCUUGUGACAUUCUCCCAUGUGCUAGUUCCUCCCAACUGGAGGAACUGCAAAGAACUUGUGGGUGGGGUGCCUCAGCCGGCACCCCCUUGUGUAUAACACCUGUAGACUUGUAUAUGACUCCUUUAAUAUUGUAAAGAUGCCAACGUACAAUUGUCGUGUGUUUGUGUAAACACAUUAUGCGUUCCCGGUUCAUGCCAUAAAGGACGCUAUAAGCAAA
Molecule: messenger RNA, 2322 nt
Organism: Nannospalax galili (Upper Galilee mountains blind mole rat)
Lineage: Eukaryota; Metazoa; Chordata; Mammalia; Rodentia; Spalacidae
Gene: Kctd15
Product: potassium channel tetramerization domain containing 15
Exons: 7
Coding region: 259-1110 (283 amino acids)
Biological process (GO): protein homooligomerization
Molecular function (GO): protein binding
Source: RefSeq, a predicted model, not a curated record